Messenger RNA from Plasmodium knowlesi strain H, 660 nucleotides. RefSeq names its product AP2 domain transcription factor, putative. Gene Ontology annotation, biological process: regulation of DNA-templated transcription. NCBI's taxonomy places the organism in Eukaryota, Apicomplexa, Aconoidasida, Haemosporida, Plasmodiidae. The transcript has a single exon. The record is from RefSeq and is a predicted model, not a curated record. Gene Ontology annotation, molecular function: DNA-binding transcription factor activity. The coding region runs from base 1 to 660 and encodes 219 amino acids.
AUGAUCAAGCUGGGUAACCUUGCUUGUCAGCUCCUAACACGGGGAGAUGGCUUCAAACUGGGGGGGCGACUCUGUGUCAGUAGGAAGGUGUGUACCUUGUCAGUAGCGCGCCUCUCGAAACAUCCCUACAAGCCGAAGACGAAGGAGGUUAUCCACCCACACAUGACGCCACCGGAAUUUCUUUCCCCAUCGGAUUGUUUUGAAGCCAAGACGAAUGAACUCCAGCAGUACCUACCAAGCAAUUAUUAUCGAACCAAAUGGAUAGAGUCACUAAGGGCAGGGGAGAACUUGGGAAGUGAUUACCCGUGGAACUUAUUGCCCAACUGGAAGUAUUGGAAGAAACGAAAGUACAAUGUUGUGUAUGAGGAAAUCCCCUGGUUUGUGUCGAAGGUGAAGGGUGUUUCGUAUUACCAUCGGCUGAACGUAUGGAUGGUGCAGUGGGUCGAGGACGGGGUGCACCGCAUUCGUCGUUUUCGGUGUGCGUUUGGAGUUCUUCAAGCGAAGUUGGCGGCCGAGCAGUUUAGGAGGAAUUUGGAGGAGUCGGGCCGCGUGGACAACCGCAAGUCGGAGCGCCAACUGCGCAUGGACUACAUUCAGAAGCGGGACGAACGCCUGCUGCGGAAGAAGCGAUACUCCAAAAUUUCCAAGGGUCAGUUUUAG